Hylaeus volcanicus is the source of this 4579-nucleotide messenger RNA. RefSeq names its product myosin-13 (gene corn). NCBI's taxonomy places the organism in Eukaryota, Metazoa, Arthropoda, Insecta, Hymenoptera, Colletidae. Bases 362 to 3556 code for a protein of 1064 amino acids. The record is from RefSeq and is a predicted model, not a curated record. The transcript has 13 exons.
GCCUCGACCAAUAGACGAGAGGGUGCGCGGUAGGGACGGUAGGGUUCGUUGCUGGCCGUUGCUCGCCAGUUGUCGCUGGCUGUUGCUGGAGAGAGCAUCACUCUCGUUCUCUCGCGCGAACAUGAUCGGGCAGAGACUGUGAACCGUUGAACCAAUCUGCAUCCUGAAAGACGCGAGCUUUCUUUCUGCAUGAAAUUGGCAAUCGAAGAAUCAACCGGCACGCCUCGACGAAACCGGCCUGAUCGUCGUCCCGUGAAUAAAUGUGUUUCACGCUGCAAACGACGGGCAAGGAUCGGCCAGAACAUUAGAAACUCAUCCCUCGAGGAUCCCCAACGUCGUGUGCGAGAAUGGUACCCACGAAAUGAGCGUCUGCCCGAACAACGAGCCAGUCAGCCUCGAGAUGGAGACGCAUCUCGAGGACAAUAGCCUGAAAGUGUCGGCGGUGCAGAACGUGGCGAGGCAGGAUUCAGGAGUGCCCGAGGAGUUGGUGUCACCCGUGGGCGACACCAGCAAGCUGAUGGACGAGGAUGAUCCCAACGGCACGAUGAACAGCGACUGUAACAUCACCGUGAUCCACGUGACGGAGUCUGAGUCUCGCAAAGCCGAUGAAACUCUGGCCAGCGACAGGAAGGAUUACGCGACCGAGGGAAAGGACAGCAAGGAUGGCAGCGACAGCGGCGUGGAGGGCUGCGCCACCGAGGUUCCCAGGGUCCGAAGUCGAAACAGCAUAGACUACGCGAGCAGUUGCGGAGGUCUGGACGAGGCAUCGUGCGACUCUAGCCUGGUGAGCUGUUGCUCCGUGUACGAGGACCCCUGCGCCACGUUACCGGACGAUGUGAGAUUGACCACCGGUGGCGAGGGCACCAGCGAAGGUGGCAGCGAGAGUUCCUCCAUCGCGGGCAGCGUAUCCGUCCGUACUAAUAGAACAAACACCAAGAGAACGGUAGCCGCCUCAGGCGUCAGUAAAAAGAAAACCAGCGCGACGGAGACCCAGAAGACCCCCCGUGUGAAACCAGCACCUGUUAGCACCAACUAUCUAACGACCACCCCUCGUUGCAAGCCGCGCACCGUCACCCCUAGGAGUAUCCUGAGUAAAACGCAGCCUGUAACGAGAGACAGGGCUAGGUCUAGGGAGAAAUCGACGGCGAAAGAGGGCUCCUGCGAGGCUACGCCGGUCAGUACCCGAACGUCGACGACAUUCCGUUCAGGGACGGUCGCUAUGCCUCCGAGGACGAGGACGAGACCGAUUCCCGAUUCACUGCCAUCAGCGUUGACUACGGAGAUCAACAAGGACCUCGCGCAACGCGGCCGAGGUCCCAGCGGCAGCUGCAGGUCCAGAGGAGGGUCUAGUACGCGCGGCGCACGCACGCCGAGCUCGACUCCGUCCGAGGAGGUACGCAAACCUUUGUCCACCCCCAGGGUACCUUACACUGGUCGCACCGACGCUGGAAGAGGUUCCAGAGUCGACAAGAUGACCAUCAGCGCCGACAACAAGGCCCUAGACACUUACGCGACCCUCCCUAGAAGGAACAGGACCAAGAUCACCGUUCCCAAGACCACCGAGAAGACCGACAAGAUUACUAGAAGUAGGUCUGGAAGCAGAGAUGCUAGUCUGAGCAGGCAAAUCGAGAGGAAGGUGCCGGGUAGAGAGUCCUCCGUUCACAAAAGCCUGCCGCCAUAUCCUAGACAUAAGAUAGCGGAGAAGACGCGCAUUUAUCACGAGACGAGCGUGCAAACUGGUUUGACGGGUCAGGAUAUCGAGAACGCAUUGUCCGGUGUGCCCAGCGCCGUUGCAGGACCGGAAGUGGUCGAGAGAUUGCACGAAGGCUGUCAGACCGAAGGUACGUGGGAGGACAUGCACACGAUGCAGAGCGAUCUGAAGCGAUUGAACGAGGAAACGUCGAGUCAGAAGAUGGAGAACGAGAAGCUGAAGGCGGAGAUCACGGAGGUGAAGCGUCUACUCGAGGAAGAACAGGCUGACCAUGCUUUCGCUAGACAGGAGCUGGACAGAAACGCGCAACGAGUGCUGGCGAUGCUUGGGACACCGCAGUCAGAGCAUGCAGAGGGCAGCGACAGUUUCCUGGAGCUCGAGUGCCAUUUGCAGUCUUCCGGACAAGUGGUUGCCAAUCAACAGCUAGAAAUAGCUGAUCUUCAGUCUUUGUGCCGUAUGUUGAGUAGGGAUUUGGAGAAGAGCUUGGCUGCCCAGAAGGCGUUGCUGCAACAGCAACAGGAGCUGGAGGCAGAGUCCGCCGAGAUGCAAGACUUCCUUCAAGAGGAGAAAGCUACUUUGGUGGAUUCUUUAAAAGAGGCGGAGACAGAGCUUUCGAAGAAGGAGGAGAUGUUGGCGAAACGCGAAGUGGAACUAGAAAGGCAAACCGAGGAGUGCCAGCAUUUAGUGCGAAUCAGUGAACAACGACGGCAAGAGAAUUUAUCUAUGAGCAUGAAACUGAACGCAGUCGAACGACGCAGCAGGGAACUGCUACUCACACAAGGAGCUGCUGUUUCCGGUGCUGCGGUCGCACUUUCCGGUCUGGGAACUCGACUAGAAGGACUGGUGGACCAGUUGAUAACUUCCUACAAUAUCUCGGUGAAAGAUCUCGAGGACGUGAUAUAUCAUAACGAAGCGUACAGCAGGAGCAACAGCAGCAUCGAGUCGAGUCCUGUUAGCUCGAAACAUAGUCUGAAAGAGUGUACUCCUAGUCCAAAAAGUGGUUCCUUCGUUUCCGCGGUAAUUGGGGCCAUCCGGAACGCGGCGACUCAUCCUUUCGCAACGAAAAGUACCGAUAAGAAGCCUACCUUAGAGACGGCCAAGCAGAUGUACAAAGAAUUGAGUAUGGAAUCGUCGUCGGACCUGCUCGAUUUCGAAACCGAACCGUGCUUGAUGAUGGAGAGCGUGCUGGAGGACGUUCCUCUGCCCGAUACCUAUUCGCACAAUAUGGUGUCGAGCAGCGAUUCUCUGCGCAGAGCGUUGAGCUUUCCCGAGACGGUAGACGAGAGUAAUUUGAAAAAGACUCGCAUCAACGACGAGUGCUCCAGCUUAACGAACCUUACUCAAGCGAUUCUGCAUCGUCGCAAGGUGGAAAACGAAGAAGACGACGAAUGCGAUUCGAUCACCGAGUCUGACACUGGAACCAACGAAGGUCCGCUGGCUUCGGAUUACUGUCCCGCUGUUAGUCUUGUUGAUCAAGUAAUCGACGUAGAUAAUCUUGUUACCAAAUUGUUAAAAGUGCUGCGGAUAAUACAGCUGGAUAACGACACGUGUAUACAGGAACUGAAAGAGGAGAAAUCCGAAUUAGAAACAAAGUUGGAGGUAACCGUAACGGAAUUAGAGGAACUUCGUAAGAUAGUGGAAAGCCUUCAUCAGUCGGAAGAGAUUUUAAGCAAUACGUCGGAUAGAAGGCGUAGCGUCAUGGAAAAUUGCCGUCUGCUGAUCAAAGAGGCGGGUAAGGAGGAAUUAAAAUUUCACGAGCCCGCAGUUGGUAGUAAUAGUGGCCCUGGAGAAGCUACAGAUUGCGAAGAUCUCAACGCGAACGCAGCGGCUCAACUUCCUUCCUAAACGUGUUUCCACAUGUCUGUUUCUUUUUUUUGGUAAUCGUUUUUGACGAUGUACGCCCGUUUUAUCGAGUCUCUAUCGACGUUCGCAUAACUGUUCGUUGACGUUCAAGCGAGAUCCACGUCGAGAUGUCCUGGCGAAACGUCCGAUAGAGAGUCAACGACGUGCAUACUUUGUUCUUCGGUGAAUUAUGCCAAGGUGAUUUUUGGUAAUAUCGUAGUCCACAGACGGCAGGCAUUUUGCGUGUGUCGAUAUCAUGUACAGCUUUCUUCGUUCCGUCGCAACGGCAGGUAUAUUCAUACGCAUUGCUUUAGUAUUUUAUCGUUGACUCGUAUCGUGUAUAUAACAGUAAAGAUUCCCCAUAAUUUUCGAGCUAAAUCGUAGUCUGUGAUCGCGAUCCGAUCGUAAUUUACAUCAUACUUUGAAUCAUUAUUAUCAUUUCGCAUAGCGUUGUCGAACUAAGGGUUAAUUACUCCGCGUUAGAAUUAAUUGCGGUUAAUUGCUUAAAGAAGAUGUAGACGAAUCAAGGAAAACUUAAUUGCGACUAGCGAAUGAAUUCGUCACGCCCAUCGAAUUCAUUUCGUCGUGCAAUAACGAUGAAGAUUUUCAAGAGUAUUAAUUCCUAGGGAAGCAGAUAGAUUUUAACGUACCUUAACCUAUUCAUUCAAGUUUCAUCCCUUUAUUUCUAAUACUAAAAAGCACGUGUAAUCUAUUAACGCGAAAUACAGGGUACAUUAGUUUUACGAUCCAUCAUUAUAUCGGACGAAUUGGCAUUGUGUCAGCAAACGGAAUCUAUCUUCGACGAUUUAAGUGUCCCUAGAUUUUUUCAACAAUAAUUGCCGGUGUCUCUUUCGUUGGGCUGGACGCAAACUGUUCCCGUGAGUAUCAAAGAUGUAAAGAAAGAGAACACGUUAAACAGAGCUGCUUUCUAUUUUAACGGUGAGAUAUAUUUGAAAAAAAAAAAAACAUAUUCUUAUACACGCUUCCAUGAUUCACAAUUAUUCGUCACGUACGUUGAGAUGUAUU